UGAUUUGACGUCGCUGGUGUAAAGGACUUGGUUCACCUGUCGUCCUUGCACCCACUACAUCAAGAAAUGUUCUUUUCUUCUUACCUCGACAGGUUGAGGACGUCUAUGUGCAGGGGGUUAUGGCGAUGCAUUAUCUGUGGAUCACUUGGGUGGGCAAAUUUGGACGCGACACCAGGUCCUGCACUAUAAAGAUAUGGCUAAGGUUGUGGCUACAUACUCACCUUUGACGUGACCCAUUUGGCUCCUGCUGCAGUGAGGAGCGAGCUGCGUGCUGAGAUAACCCAGAGACCCCGUUGCGGUAGUGCUGGUGGAUAUUCCAUUUGCUUAUUGCUGAUCUCCUCUUUGCGAGGUUGGAGCUUCGGGCUGGCUAACACUGGAUUGGAGUUUUUGAGUUUCCGGCACUGUUCUAGCAGUUGCUGGAUGCUUCUGAGCUGAUUCUCGCGGUGUUGCUGAUAGAUGCUUCAUACUGAUCAUUUUAUCCACGCAACAAUCUUGGCAUCGACAGGCACAGACAGUUCAAUGCCGCAACCGUCGCGGCUCAAUAACCUUUUGAAAUAUAGAGGCAAGUGAAACUGCUACAGCCUUGCUGUCUUGUCUUGUCAAGCACCUGGCGACAAGAACGUUGGAUUUAUUUCAUUUGGACUCCAUGGCUAGCUAUGCCUCUCAUCGCCGACAUGUAUCUGGAAUCCUUCUUGCAGCGAUGUCGAUUUGUGUGUUUGCCCGAGGAGCCGCUUUUGCGAUCGGCAAUAAGGACCCCGCUUCCUCCAGCUCUUUUCCAUCAGCUCUGUACCAUCCUUUCAGGCCAUGGCCAACAGCUGCCACCGAUACUGUGUCUAAGGUGCUCGUGAAGGACCCGAUCGUCGACAUACAGUACCACAUGGGCCCUGUGCUCACGUCGGCGAUCCGCGUCUACAUAAUCUGGUACGGUGCGUGGAAAAUCUCCCAGAAGAGCAUAAUCCGAGAUUUUCUUGCCUCCAUCUCUGCGCCUGCAUCCGUGCCCUGUCCAUCAGUGCGGCAAUGGUGGUCCACGGUGCAGACUUACACGGAUCAAACAGGCGCCAACAUCAGCGCAUCCAUCGUAGUGGCUGGCGAGCACGAAGACCGUAAUUACUCCCACGGGAAGCUUCUCUCGCGUCUGAGCGUGCAAGAGGUCAUCCGUAGCGCCCUGGCUGAGAAUCAAGGGACUCUCCCGGUGAAUACCAAGGGUGGCCUCUACAUGGUCCUCACGAGCGAGGACGUGAUGAUGCAAGACUACUGCCGAGCCGUGUGUGGAUUCCACUACUUCACGUUCCCGGCGAAGGUCGGCUACACACUCCCCUAUGCGUGGAUCGGAAACUCGGGCAAAUCGUGUCCAGAAGUGUGUGCCUUUCCGUUUGCGAUCCCGGCGUUCAUGGGGGAGUCUUUCGCCCCGCUUAAGAGCCCCAACAACGACAUUGGCGUGGACGGCAUGGUGAGCGUCAUCGGUCACGAGCUCGCCGAAAUCUCCAGCAACCCGCUGAUCAAUGCCUGGUACGCGGGGAAGGAUCCAUCUGCUCCCUUCGAGAUUGCAGAUCUCUGCGAGGGGAUGUAUGGGUAUGGCGCAGGAGGUGGGUACCCAGGCGAUGUGCCGACUUCGACGUAUGGCGCGAGCUAUAAUGUGCAUGGCGUGCGAGGCCGGAAGUUUUUGGUGCAGUGGCUGUGGAAUGCCGACAUGAACUCCUGUCAAGGUCCUGUUUGAAGACCAGCAAGACUGUCACCGCAGCUCAUUCGCCUCAGAUCUAAAUUCCUGUCGGUAGAUGCUGCUGAGCUUCAUACUGAUUCCGAAUCUACUUGAUUGGGUGAGACCUUGUGAUUCAAUUUCGGAAAGCUUGUCCCCCUGGUUGCUUGCAAUCAGUCGGUGUCGGUAAAUGUAGAGCAGAUUGCGAGACCUUUCUCUUCUUCUUCUUUUUCUUCUUCUGCAGUUUUGAAUCGGAUUCUCUCGGAUAUCAAGUAAUUCCUUGUUGAAGAUGAUGGAUUAAUGGAUCGGUUAAUUCUCUUCACAAAGCUUGAAUUUGUGUUCCCGUUUCCAGAUAGUCCCUUCCCCUGUGGCCAUGACCCUCCUCUCCGUUGGCAGGCUGGUUUAGUAGGGUUUUGUAACGGAUGGAUGAGAGGAUGGGCGGAUUGUGGAUGAAAUUUAUUCGUCCUCAUUCAACCUCAUGCAAAUUGGCACUUGGUUUAAAUCAUUCACCAAGGUCUUAAUAUGAUCAAUCAUAUGACCUCACUUUCUACAUCGUAUUAAAGUAGGAUCAAGUCUACUAAUGUAUUUUUUGGAAUAAAAUUUAUCUCUAGAAA
This is a messenger RNA of Physcomitrium patens, 2310 nucleotides long. Its product is annotated as protein EXORDIUM-like 7. The record is from RefSeq and is a predicted model, not a curated record. NCBI's taxonomy places the organism in Eukaryota, Viridiplantae, Streptophyta, Bryopsida, Funariales, Funariaceae.